Molecule: messenger RNA, 654 nt
Organism: Papilio polytes (common Mormon)
Lineage: Eukaryota; Metazoa; Arthropoda; Insecta; Lepidoptera; Papilionidae
Exons: 2
Coding region: 1-654 (217 amino acids)
Source: RefSeq, a predicted model, not a curated record
AUGAGUACCGAAACAAAUAUACCUCGUGAUGUAACCUUGCUUUUUAAAUUCUGGUACAGUAAUCAAAAUAAUAAUGUCAGAUGGGCAGGCUCACUCUCGGAAGGGUACAGAUUGGAGUGUGGCGUGCGGCAGGGUGGUUUGAGCUCGCCCACACUCUUCAAUCUGUACAUGAACAGGCUGAUCGAUGAGCUUAGCAGUACAGGUAUCGGCUGUCAUAUAGAUGGAUGGAUCACCGAGGAUAUGAAAGACAACCUUGACAUUGAAAAAGAACGUAGGGCGCUGUCUGUUCGCUGUAAUAUGUUGGCCCGUAGAUUCGCUAAAUGUACAAAUAACGUAAAGUUUAAAGCAUAUUGCCAGUCUUUUUAUGCGUGCGGUCUAUGGGUUGACUACACGCAGAGGAUAUACAGCGACCUACGUAUACAGUACAACAACGCAUUCAGGAUGUUGAUGGGGUUGCCGCGUUACUGCAGCGCCUCUGCUAUGUUUGCGGACGCAACGGACGGUCGUACGGAUGGCUUCGAAGCCAUUAUGAGAAAGCGCUGUGCUUCUUUAAUGCAGCGAGUGCGUCGCAGCCCCAACAGCAUCCUGAGUGCGCUGAUGGACAGAUGGGACUCGGCGAUGCUGGCUCGUUGGAUACACUUACAUGUAGGAUAG